AUGGCCAGCUUUGGAGUGAUUCUGGGGAUGUUACAGUACGCGGGACUUUACCUCCAACUUAACGCAGCGGUGAAGGUGGCGCACGCCGAGGUGGACAAACACGUCUCCGGACACGCUCUUUUUACAGAGGUGCCCAGCGACAUCACGACGCAGAGCGGUGAAGAUGUAGAGAUGGCUUGUUCCUUCCGCGGGGCGGGCUCUCCCUCCCACUCCCUGGAGAUCCAGUGGUGGUACAUGAAGGACCACAGAAACUGGCAGGAGAAGUCAGCCCAGGUCACUAAUUACGUUGUACCCCAGGAGGAGACGUCCAAAGAUGCCACCAAAAUCAGCGUGGUCAAAGUAGCCGGCAGCAACAUCUCCCACAAGCUCCGUCUCUCCAGCGUCAAGCCGUCGGACGAGGGCACAUACGAGUGUCGCGUCAUUGACUUCAGCGGCACGGUGGCACAGGACCACAGGGUGCGCGCCUACCUGCAGGUGGAGCCGGUGAGGGGUCGGGGGCCGGACCAGGUCAAGCCACGGGAGCAAGGCCGCCGGUUGCAGGGGAACCAGCCGCACCCCCACCAUGAGACAGAGGGCAGGGAACUGAAGAGGAGAUCAGCCGGCAGCAGCACUGACUGUAACGAGAGCUGUGUGCUUUAG
This is a messenger RNA of Limanda limanda (common dab), 639 nucleotides long. It is a transcript of the gene vstm2lb, whose product is annotated as V-set and transmembrane domain containing 2 like. The coding region runs from base 1 to 639 and encodes 212 amino acids. Lineage: Eukaryota; Metazoa; Chordata; Actinopteri; Pleuronectiformes; Pleuronectidae. The record is from RefSeq and is a predicted model, not a curated record. The transcript is spliced from 4 exons.